Messenger RNA from Cajanus cajan (pigeon pea), 1755 nucleotides. Lineage: Eukaryota; Viridiplantae; Streptophyta; Magnoliopsida; Fabales; Fabaceae. The record is from RefSeq and is a predicted model, not a curated record.
AUGGCGAGAGGCGGCAACAACAACAACUCUCAACCCCCUAUCAUGGAGGAGAUGAUGGCCAUGAUCAAUGGCCUACGGGAGGAUAAUGCACGCUCCAGGGAGAGAGAGGAGGCCAUUCAGCGCGAGAACGAGGAGAUCAGGAGGCGAGCGGAUGAGUUACAGGCCAGAAUAGAAGCCAACACCAGAACGGUGGAGGAGGAUGUCAUGCUGGAAGUCCCAAGGGAUUUUCGGCCUUUCUCGGAAGCCAUAGAGGCCGAGGCCAUCCCUAGGGAUCAUCGAAUACCGCAGGUCAAACCCUUCGACGGAACGCAGGAUCCCAGUCAACAUCUAACGGAUUUCCGAGCUCAGAUGUUGAUUUGCGGGGGAAGUAUGGAGGUCCGCUGCAAGCUAUUCAUGGGAACACUCAAGAAGGCGGCGCUGGAUUGGUUCAGUGGCCUCCUUGACCGAUCCAUCACCGACUUCGAUGUUUUCAGUUGGAUGUUUAUGGCACAAUUCGCUGCUAACAAAAAGAAGCCGCCGAUCACGUCGGAUUUGUUCGACCUCAAGCAACAAUGCGAGGAGUCUCUGAAAGAUUUCCUACAACGAUUUAACGAGGUCGCCUUGAGGAUAGCAUCGCUGGACGAGAGGAUGGCGGUCAUCGCUUUCCAGAAAGGUUUGAGGUCCGGAGCCUUCGACAUUGCGCUCGAAAGGGCGAAUUGUCAAACAAUGUCGGAGGAGGGCAACUACAGGCAGGCCGAUCACGUUGGUCGGUCAAGGGGCGAGUGGACGCACAACAAUGAAGAAGAGAAGUUUACUCCACUCACUGUACCCAGGCGACAGAUACUCCAUGAUGUUAACAGCGCAUCGUUGUUUGAGUUCCCGGUGGCGACGGAGCGUCAGUUGGGCCCUUUCAAAACCGAUUGGUGUGAGUUCCAUAGGACUCACGGGCACUCAACUGAAAAUUGUUUAGUUUUGGGAAGACAGAUCAAGCGCUUGAUCAAGGAGGGACGACUGAAGGAGUUUGUGGCAAGAAAGCAGGAGGGAAGCUCGUCAAAUAGGCGACCCAGGCACACACAAGAUGACACUAGGAGGGAUAGGCGUAGAGAGAGAACUCCUCCCAAAGAUGCGCCAGCAAAGGUGUCGGAAGCCCGUCAACAACCCAUCCAUGGGGAUUUCAACACCAUCGCAGGGGGCUUCGCGGGUGGGGGAGCUACCUCUGCUGCCCGAAAAAGGUACACUCGGUCGGUAGUUACAGUAUCAGAAUUCAGGCGACCUACUCAGUCUGAGAUUUCAUUCUCGGACUCAGACUACGAAGGAGUAGCCCCUCAUGAGGACGACCCCGUUGUUGUAUCAGCAAUCGUCAUGGGGUACAAUGUGAAGCGUGUACUGAUCGACCAGGGAAGUUCCGCUGACAUUUUAUUCUGGGAAACUUUUGAGGGGAUGAAGAUACCUAACGAUCGACUAAUUCCUUAUGCAGGAACUCUAGUGGGUUUUGCAGGAGACCAGGUCACCGCAAGGGGAUAUGCCGAUCUGGAAAUGACUUUCGGCCAGGGUGCUCAGAUGAAGACGGUGGUUGUUCGGUAUUUGGUAGCCAACGCGCAGUCAUCCUAUAGUAUACUGAUCGGCCGGCCGACCCUGAACAAGCUAGGAGCGGUGGUGUCCAUUUCCCAUCUAAAGGUGAAGUAUCCGUUACCGAACGGUACUGUGGGAACUCUCCGAGUGGACCAGGAGGUUGCUCAGAAAUGCUACGGUGACAGUUUGAAGGCGCGAAGAUGA